This is a messenger RNA of Myxozyma melibiosi, 1837 nucleotides long. RefSeq lists its product as uncharacterized. Bases 107 to 1504 code for a protein of 465 amino acids. The record is from RefSeq and is a predicted model, not a curated record. Lineage: Eukaryota; Fungi; Ascomycota; Lipomycetes; Lipomycetales; Lipomycetaceae. Gene Ontology annotation, molecular function: peptidyl-prolyl cis-trans isomerase activity. Gene Ontology annotation, cellular component: nucleolus; chromatin. The transcript is spliced from 3 exons.
GAGCGCGUUUCAUUUUUCUCUUCUCUGUUGCCACAAGUCUUUCUGAUUUCUUACAUCGAUUCAACACCUGCAAUUCGCUCCUUGAAUCCGUAAAAUAAUCUUCACAAUGUCUAACUCAUCUUUGAUUCCCCUUGGCACCUAUCUGCUGAAGGUGCACCCCGGCGUGCCGGUCUCCAUCAGCGACGAGGAUUACCCCGUCACCGUCCGCAUCACCAUGGCCGCGAUUGAUCCCGAGUCUGUGGAUGGCGAGAGCACUCCUAGCACUCUCAGAAUCCUGAAGCGACCCGAUCCCUUGGCUUUGGGCGGAUACCUUGACUCUGAUGACGAGGAGGACGAUUCUGAGGACGACGAGGAGGAGUCCGAGGAGGAGGAGGAGGAGGAGGAGGAAGCUCCCAAGAAGGGCAAGAAGGCCAACGGCAGCAAGAAGGCUGAUGAGGACGUCGAGAUGGACGACGAGGACGACGAGGAGGACUCGGAAGACGACGACGACGAAGACGAUUUCGAAAUCGACCCCGUUCCUGUCUGCACUCUCUCCCCCAAGACUGCCUACCAGCAGCCCCUGGAUCUCGUCAUCAGUGCCAACGAGGAGGUUCUGUUCGAGGUCACUGGUUCGUACACCGUCAGCUUGGUCGGAAACUACGUCAGCCACCCGUUCAACGACGAGGACGACUACGACAGCGAGGACGAUGAUGACUCUGAUGAGGACUACGAUCUCAGCCCUGAUGAGGAUGAGAUCCUCGAGGGAUACUCUGACGAGGAGUCUGACGACCUUGACGACAUCGAGGAUCACCCCCGUAUCACCCCUGUCGACAGCGACGACGAGGAGGAGAUCAAGCGCGAGGCCAAGAUCCUGAAGGCGGAGGCUGCCAAGAAGGCCAACGGCAAGCGCGCUGCUGAGGACGAGGAUCUCGACGCUCUGAUCGAGAAGGACUCUGAGAAGGAGAAGCCUUCCAAGAAGCAGCUCAAGAAGAUGAAGGCUGCCGAUGGUUCUGCCGCCGCUGCUCCUGCUGCGAAGGAGGACAAGAAGGCCAAGAACGAGGGAAAGGAGAGCCCUAAGGACAAGAAGGUCACCUUCGCCAAGAACCUCGAGCAGGGUCCUACCGGAAAGGGUGCUCCUGCUGCUGCCGCUGCUGCUGCUCCUGCUCCUGCUGCUGCCGCUCCCAAGACCGUCAAGCUCGACAACGGUCUUGUCAUCGAGGACAAGACCAUCGGCGAGGGUGCCGGUGCUAAGAACGGCCAGAAGGUCGGUGUCCGAUACAUUGGCAAGCUGCAGUCGAACGGAAAGGUUUUCGACAGCAACACCAAGGGCAAGCCCUUCACUUUCAACCUCGGAAAGGGUCAGGUUAUCAAGGGUUGGGAUCUCGGUGUCAAGGGUAUGGCCCUCAAGGGUGAGCGUCGUUUGACCAUCCCUGCCGCCCUCGCGUACGGAAAGAAGGGUGCUCCCCCAGACAUCCCGGGAAACGCCACUCUUAUCUUUGAGAUCAAACUCGUCUCUUUGAAAUAAGUGCAUCUCACAACAUCCGAGGCAGCAUAAAGAAAUCAAUACAUUCCGCUAUAGAUUUUCCUUUCCUCUACAAAUACGCAAUGAGGUGUAGAUUACUUCUACACAUUGUCUCUCGAUCUCAUUACGAAAGUUACACCUACAGAUCUUUUCUCUUUAUUCUUGGGACUCGGUUAUUAAAAGCAGUUGAUUUUUCUUUUAUCUUAUCUAUUUUUUUUCCUUUUAUACAGUGAACGGGCAUACGUUUGAUGUGUAUGACUGCGUUUGUGUCUAUUAGUGUAUUUUAUCUAGUGUUUAACGCUUAACUAUCAAUACUAUACUGUUGAAUUGACUCAU